Aspergillus aculeatus ATCC 16872 is the source of this 1647-nucleotide messenger RNA. RefSeq lists its product as uncharacterized. The record is from RefSeq and is a predicted model, not a curated record. The coding region runs from base 101 to 1174 and encodes 357 amino acids. The transcript has 3 exons. NCBI's taxonomy places the organism in Eukaryota, Fungi, Ascomycota, Eurotiomycetes, Eurotiales, Aspergillaceae.
GUCAUUUCCGGCCACGCCGUGGUUGAGAUAUUAAGAAAAUGUCUUCCCGGGCUCAGCGCGGCAGUCUGGGAUCUUGGAAUUCUCAUCACUGCUCAACACCAUGGCCGAAGAUCGCAGCUUAGCCGUGCGUGCGGUUGCCGCGGUCUUCCUGGCCCUGGCAACUAUCACGACCGUCCUGCGAUGCUAUGUGCGCCUUCGGAUCGUCAAGGCUUUCGGCUGGGACGAUGGGAUUAUGGUCUUGGCCUACAUCUUCUAUGUCUUUUUCUCCGCCUGUAUGAUUGGUGGUAGUCUUUGGGGGACAGGCCAACACCUUGAUCAAUUGGAUAACCACCAUCGAGUGACCGCUAUGAAGUAUUGGUUCUAUUGCGACAUUGGCUACGCGAUUGGUUCUAUCCUAUGCAAAAUUUCUGUAUCGAUCUUCAUUCUACGCAUCACGAUCCACCGAGUCCACCGAAUCGUCAUUGGAGUCGUCGUCGGCCUUGUUGUCGCUGCAGGGUUUGCGUUCUUCGUAAUUCUUCUCGCACAAUGCAAGCCAAUGGCCUAUUGGUAUCUUCGUCUCAGCACUGAGGAGGUUGGCAAGGGCACUUGCAUAUCCACACAUGUCGCGAUGGAUGCGCUCUAUGCCUUUAGCGCAACCUCGGCGGUGUUUGACAUGACGAUCGCAGUCCUCCCUAUCCUCCUGGUUCGGAAGCUGAAGAUGCAAAGUGACGUGAAAAUUGCGGUGGCUGGUCUGCUCAGCAUGGCCUGCGUGGCGUCCGUCGCUGUCAUUGUCCGCAUUCCUUACAUCCCGACGCUCCUUGAAACCGAUUUCUUGUACGAAACCACCCCUGUCGCUAUCUGGUCGAACAUCGAAACCGGCCUGGGUAUCUUCGCCGGCAGCAUGGCCACCCUCCGACCCCUGCUGCGCAAGUUCCGGCCGUCAACCUACCAGAACACUUGGCCCAGCUCCUCGCGCGGCAAGCGCAGCAAGUCGAUGCCGUUGCAGUCGAGCCAGCGGCAGGAUUCCGACCGUAUCCCCUUGGAAGAUCGUUUGUACGGCACCACCUUUUUCACCGUCGAAGCAGGUAAUGAUCGGUAUUCUUCCACAGGGUUGGACCAGGUUCCGAUAUUGCCGAAGCAGACAUACAUGCCACAGAUUAGCGUGAAGCAGGAGGUUCAUGUGACGACUGUUUAGACUGGUGAAGGUCUGACGAGACGAAGUCUGAGGUCGGAGGGCCGUGCACUCGCCGCAUAGUAGGGCUGCAAUCUAGUCCUGCUCCAUCAGCCAUAGGACUGCUGCUCCAUUACUGAGAUUUAGAGGGAUUUAUCUCAGAGUGAUUGUGGGCAACUCCCCAACACGCAUCAAGCGACUGGUUGGGACCACGCCGUGUCUAACAGACACUGCAGCAGCAAGACCGCUCAACUGGGAUCCUGGCGAAAUCUCUCGAGACUUGGCAGGCGGAGCAUUAAGCCCUGGGCAUGCGUAUGAGGACAGCACGAAAGUUGUUGGAGGACAAGCAACUUCUACAGCCAUCUCACUCAGCGCAUCAGCCACCACCCCCACGGCCGGCGAUAGCCGACUGAGGGUGAACAAUCCAUCACAAUUACACCCCGAUCGACCACACCGCCCCCGGUCGCAUCGAUGUCAUGACUAUAUAGAAUAUAAUG